Molecule: messenger RNA, 1650 nt
Organism: Diaporthe citri
Lineage: Eukaryota; Fungi; Ascomycota; Sordariomycetes; Diaporthales; Diaporthaceae
Exons: 2
Coding region: 1-1650 (549 amino acids)
Source: RefSeq, a predicted model, not a curated record
AUGAUCUGGGACUGGAGUGCGGCGCACACGGCGGCCACCGUCACCCACACGAUUGUUCCGCACAUUACAGCAUACCCUGAUGGAAGCUCUGUCACGAACAACGAGACAGUCCUUGCAACAGCUACACUACCUAAUAAUGUCACCGCGAGCAGCACGAUCGUAGUCAGCGGCUUCACCAUGACUUACCCGUCGAUAUGGGCCCAGUACUCCAGCUUCUACUCUGGCGACUGCGCAGUGAGCACAAGCACAGACGUCAUCCCGGAAUUCACACAAACAUUAACCCAGAUCGGCGACGAACCAUCCUGGACCAGCACCGAAGUAUACCCUGAACGAACACAGUUAUACACCAUCCAGACCGGAAAGCAUGUCACGAUGCCAGCUACUGCUGACCCCGCACGGUUCUUCUACCGUGCCGAGGGCUGGAACUACGACGGCAACAGCCCUGCGACGGUCACGCCGCCGAUGCUGGAGUACCUAGCAGGCCUGCAGACAGUGUGGGAACAGAUGAGCGGACAGGACGUGAGGACGUGUAUCUUCCCGACGUGUGCGCCGACGGCCGUCGGGCACAAGAUGGUCUCGGCUACUGUGCUGGUGGAGUCAACCCAAGUCGCAUCGGCCGUAUACUACAAUGCUCCCACCACCAGCGACGGAAUUCCAGCACUGCCGAGUAGCACGCCGGAGACGACCUCGCCUACCACGCCGCCCCCACCGCCGCCGGUUUCGACACCCGAGAAUACGCCGCCUACAGGGCAGCAGCCACCCUCGCAGGUGCCUGACACCCCCGAGGCGCCGGCUCCGACUCAGAGCUCGGUAGAGGUUGUGAUUAUCUCCACAGGUGGUUCUGACGAGGCAAUCGCAACCAUCACAACUGCAGUGGCAGGUGGGAAUCAGGCAGUACCGGAGACGACAUUUGUCCGUACGACGACUAUCGACGGACAAGCGCAGGAACAGACUGUGGUCUCUCCAGUGCCAGUCGCCACUCCUCCGGGAGAAGUGACCUUGAUACGGGAGGUCACCUCAAACGGGCAGGCACUUACAGAGACCAUCGUCUCCGUGUCUGCAGCUCAGACCUCAAAGGCGUCAGAAGAGACCAUUGUGACCACAAUCACGGGAUCCGACGGCGCCCUGGCAACCCAAAGCAUCAUCUCCAUCCGCCCUGGCGUUGGUCCUCAACCGUCCGAGGCGACACUCGUCAGGACGGCAACACUAGACGGCACUCCGGUGGCCCAAACCAUCGUCUCCAUCUCCGCCGCAAACCAAGGCGGCAACGACUCAGGAGACAGGAUCACAGGCGCGCCGGGUACCCCGGCCCAAGAGACAGUCACCAGGACGAUCGUCUCCGACGGGCAGACAUAUGUGCAGACCCUUAUCUCGCCGGUGGAGACCGGAAGCUUGCCUGGCGAGACUACUUCCGUCAGGACGACUACCUCGGAUGGCACGACACUCGUGCAGACUGUCGUGUCGCAACUUCCUAGCGGCGGUGCAGGUGGCAACGCGGGUGGGCAGGGCUCGACGACAUCGGCCACAAGUGGUUCGGCAUAUUCUGGACCCGCUGUUGUCAGCGAGGGACCUGCGCUGAAUGCUUUUGCUGGGAAAGGUUUGGCAGUCAUGGCUGUGGUCGUCGCGGCUGGGCUUCUUUUUGGAUUGUAG